Molecule: messenger RNA, 933 nt
Organism: Dama dama (fallow deer)
Lineage: Eukaryota; Metazoa; Chordata; Mammalia; Artiodactyla; Cervidae
Gene: C14H1orf53
Product: chromosome 14 C1orf53 homolog
Exons: 3
Coding region: 4-435 (143 amino acids)
Source: RefSeq, a predicted model, not a curated record
GCCAUGGCGGCCUGGCGGGUCCCAGCGUCCGCGCUCGGGAGGCCGCGGCCGGCCGCCCCGCCGCCAGAGCUGCCGCCCCGUGACGGAGCAGCGUUCCGACGGCGCCGCGGCAUGCCCCUCUGCUCGGCUGCGCGGGAAGACGGCGGUAGUCUCGGGCCCGACUCGCAGGGCGGGCCGGAGGAAGCGGGCAAGCGCCCGGCGAGCAAAGAGUUAACGGCUGCGGAGCGGAGAAUCGCGGAACUACACGCGGCCGCCUGCGCGGCUGGCCAGCUAAACUACGUGGACCCAGCUACUGGCUGCGUGGUGUUCACCCAGCUGGCCCACUUGCAGAGAGGCCAGUGCUGCGGCUCUGCCUGCAGACACUGUCCAUAUGGUCAAAUCAAUGUUAAAGAUCCAUCCAAAAAGAAGCAGUUCAAUUCAUAUUUUUAUGUGUGACAACAAUUUUAUCUCUGUUCUCCAUCUAACUGAGCCAUAUUAAAAAUAAAUAAAUUUUAAUCCAGAAUGGUUUUCUGGGCUGUUAGUACUUAAGCAUGGGAUUCAUCUUAAGUACAUAUGUUAAAAGAACAUCAACAAAAUGAAAAAGUUAGCAAAUAUUUGUGUUUCUGAAGUGGCACAUUGAUAGUUAUUUUGCUUUCUUUUUGCUUCAUUAUCAGACAUAUGUUGAAAAAAAGAAAAUAAUGACUCUUUCAUUAAAUAAAUACCAGCAAUCAGGUCACAUUAGUAGCCCUUGAUUUUGCUUUUUUUUAUAGCCCCACUUUUCCUACUGUUUUCUUUUCAGUGCUAGCAACCCAAGGGAAGUUACUGGCAGAUAGAAGAAUCUGACUCCAUCCUGCCUUUUAUUUACAUCUUGAGCUGUGAGGAGGUUGAUGUAUAUGAGUGCCCAAGAAGUGCUAUUCCCCAGCAAGAAGCGUGCUCAUGUUCCAUCUGUUCCCC